AUGCUUGAUCGUUCUAAAACCGACACAUUUCACCAGCCUUUUCACACCCCCACACCACACCACACCACACCUGCACACCACCAGAGCUCCCUCCCAGGCGCACAUGCCGUCGCGCGAUCUCUUACGCCAGUGACGGCCUCGCGCGCGGAUCAAGCCAAGACAGCGGGCAGUGCUGGGAAAAACUGCACCAUCUACCACUACUCUACACUUCACUGCUGCAUCCCCACAAAUACGCGCAGGCACGAGGCGGCAUACGGAACCAAAAGCUCUCCCUCUUUAAUUUGCACCCUCCCCAAAUCUCCCAUCUCCGACCAUUGCCACCCUCCUCUCUCUCUCUCUCUCUCUCUCUCUCUCUCUCUCUCAUCCAUGAGGAUCAGGAGGCGGCCACAGCCCGCGCAGCAGCCGGGCUCAGAUCCGACCAUGUCCACCACCGCGCCGCCGACGCCGCAGCGGAACGCGGCGAGGGGCCGGGGGUGGCUCGGGGCGGCCGGCGGCGGCGGCGGCGAGGAUCGCGAGGCGAAGCCGCUGCGCGCGGGCGCGGAUCUCGGGCACAAACCCGGGGUCGCCAGGCGCCUGGCAUUGCCGCAGGACGGCGGCGGCAAUGCGGCGGCGGAUCGAGGCGGGAGCAUGGGUGGCGCGCAGCAGCAUGGAGCUGCAGCUGGUGCUGAUGAUGGUGGCCGCAGGAGAUUCGGUGCCGUGAGUAAUGGGCAUCGGAAUUUGGACAAGAAGGACGGCGUGGCGUGCGUCGGUGGUGAUGCCGAGCCGGUGGUGGCGGCGAAGGCGGAGGAGCGCGGGGCGAGCAACGGUGGGCUACAGCUAGCGUUGGUGCCGGUGCCGGCGGUGGCCGUGGCCGGCGGCGGUGGGGCGAAGAAGCGGCGCGGGCCGGCGGUGCUGCUGGAGGGCUCGCGGUGCAGCCGCGUGAACGGGCGCGGGUGGCGGUGCAGCCAGCCGACGCUGGUGGGGUACUCGCUCUGCGAGCACCACCUCGGCAAGGGCCGGAUGCGGAGCGCGGCGGCGGCGGCCGCCGCGGCGCGGGGCCGGCUCGGGCGCACCGAGCAUCACGGGGCGGCCAGGGCGGCGGUCGUCGUCCCCGCCGCGUUGGGCGCGGCCUCCAUGGUCACGAUCGCCGCCGCGCCGCCGCCCAGCAGGGCCGAGGCGCCGCCGAGCCUGCCGCCGCCAUGCUAGGGGAUCGGGCCGCCAGAUUCUUUCUUUCUGGUGGCGCGUUUCGCUGGUCGGCGACGCGAAAAUUCAAUUUGAUCCUCGCUGCAAUUCUUUUGGUGGGACUUUGAAUGUCGGCGGUGGCACGGAGCAGGAGCUGGUGCCGCAGUGCGGCAACCCGGGCCGGCGUCCGUGGCCGGUCUCCGCCGUGCCGCGCGGCCAGAAUUAUUCAUUGCAAUCAUGCAAGUUUCCUGCGACUGUGUGCUCGGUGAUCUUUCAAAACAAAAAAGAGGGACUGUGUGCUCGGUGCAACUUUGGGGGCAGGAA
Molecule: messenger RNA, 1485 nt
Organism: Panicum virgatum (switchgrass)
Lineage: Eukaryota; Viridiplantae; Streptophyta; Magnoliopsida; Poales; Poaceae
Exons: 4
Coding region: 1-1185 (394 amino acids)
Source: RefSeq, a predicted model, not a curated record